GUUCCCCUCUCCUUGCCACCGCCAGAAGGUGAGCCAGUGGUACUGCUGGACCGUGGCAGGAUCGUUUCCUCGCUCCGUGACCGGCUGGCGUCCAUGGAGUUUGCCGAAGGGACCGAUGUGCGCAUCGACUACGGGACCAAGGUCAAGUCAGUCGAUGUGGUUCAUCGAACGGUGACAGUGCAGCGCCAGUCUGGCACAGAGCAGGAGGAAGAGCUGAUCGAGUACGACCUGCUGAUCGGCUCGGAUGGCGUCCGGUCGCGAGUGCGCGAGGCAAUGAACAGCCAGUUGCCUCCAG
This is a messenger RNA of Symbiodinium sp. CCMP2456, 295 nucleotides long. The record is from the annotation of a GenBank genome assembly. NCBI's taxonomy places the organism in Eukaryota, Dinophyceae, Suessiales, Symbiodiniaceae.